AUGGAGACAGGAGAAUAUUUCAAUGAAUCGAUAACUAGCGCCAAUGGCGAGGAGAUUUCACUCAGAUCUUUAUCAAAGGAUGGUAAAUUGACAGAAAACAAUAUUACAGAAAAUGGAGAGAUAAGGACAGGUACAAGGAGCACAGCGUAUAAUGUGGGAGAGGAAGUUAGUCGAAUAACACACAGACCAAAAUAUAAGCUGAAGACUUCCGAUUUCAGUACCAAGGAGUCUACGGCACUCAUGUAUGCCUCAGAGGCUAAUCCAGAUGAUUUCCCGGAUGGAGGACUAGCAGCAUAUUUAGUAUUAUUUGGGUCGUUUAUGGGACUAAUUGCUGAUUUUGGUAUUGCCAAUUCACUUGGUGCCAUUCAGAGUUAUGUCACAAGCCAUCAAUUGGAACAUGUUAGUGAAUCUACAGCGUCUUGGGUGUUCAGUAUGCAUUUGGGGGUCAUGUAUUUUGGAAACGUAAUAUUUGGAUCGUUAUUUGAUAAAUUUGGUGCUCGAAAAUUGCUAAUUGCUGGUACUGUAGUGAUGUGUGGAGGAUUGUUCUGCACUGCAGAAUCAACAACCGUUGGCCAGUUUAUAUUGUCGUUUGGUAUUACCACUGCUAUAGGGACAUCUUUAGCAAUGCCUGCCUUGAUAGCGGUUGUAACGCAUUGGUUUUUGAGACGGAGAGCAAUGGCAUGCCUGAUAGCUACUAUAGGAGGGUUGGUCGGUGCAUCGUGCAUUGCGGUCAUGUUACAAAACUUAUACGUCGAAGUUGGAUUUAAAUGGGCCAUUCGGAUAUUGUCCUUCUUUUGUAUGGCAUGUAUGUGUGUUUCUAUUAUUUUUGUGAAGGAACGAAAGACAGAAUCAAAUUCACCGACUAUGUCAACGGCUCAAACAACAAAUGAAGAUCAAGAAACGCAUAAGAACAAGCUUCGUUCAAUUGCAUAUAAGACUUCCCAAAUAUUUAAUGGUAUGUUUGAUUUUUCAAUGUUCAAGGAUAUCAGAUUUAUUUUGUUAACCAUGGCGGUGUUUUUUUCUGAGAUCGUGUCUCUUUCCACUCUUACAUACUUGACAUCCUAUGCUAUUGCGUUUGACGUUUCUGACUCAUCAGCUUACUUAUUGAUAACACUUGUCAACGUUUGCGGUAUCCCAGCCAGACUUGUUCUGGGAAUCAUCGCUGAUUACUACGGUAGGUUCAAUGUAAUGGUUGCUAGUUCCAUAUUAACCACUGCCACCAUUUUUGGUCUUUGGCUACCGGCGAAAGGAAGUAUGAACUUACUAUAUGCUUUCAGUAUAUUAUUUGGUGUGGUAACUUCUGCAAACAUAAGUCUUAUCGGCCCUACCAUUGGCCAAAUUACCUCGGCGGAAAAAUUUGGCCAAUGCUAUGGGAUGUGCUAUUUCUGUUUAUCAUUCCUCACCAUCUUAGGGAUGCUUUUCUCCUCGCUAGUUAUAGGCUCUGGAACCGUAGUUGAGUACAGAAACUUCAUUUUAUAUGAAGGCGGUAUUUCCAUCGGAGCUGUGGUAUUCUGGAUUGUUGCCCGUUAUUCUGGUGUUGGGUGGAAGUGGUGUAAAUUCUGA
Messenger RNA from Debaryomyces hansenii CBS767, 1563 nucleotides. Its product is annotated as DEHA2B07326p. NCBI's taxonomy places the organism in Eukaryota, Fungi, Ascomycota, Pichiomycetes, Serinales, Debaryomycetaceae. The record is from RefSeq and is a predicted model, not a curated record. The coding region runs from base 1 to 1563 and encodes 520 amino acids. Gene Ontology annotation, biological process: transmembrane transport. The transcript has a single exon. Gene Ontology annotation, cellular component: fungal-type vacuole membrane. Gene Ontology annotation, molecular function: transmembrane transporter activity.